Messenger RNA from Centrocercus urophasianus (Greater sage-grouse), 5069 nucleotides. RefSeq names its product tripartite motif containing 25 (gene TRIM25). NCBI's taxonomy places the organism in Eukaryota, Metazoa, Chordata, Aves, Galliformes, Phasianidae. The coding region runs from base 41 to 1912 and encodes 623 amino acids. Gene Ontology annotation, molecular function: protein binding. The record is from RefSeq and is a predicted model, not a curated record. The transcript is spliced from 8 exons.
CAGUUUCGUUUCUUCGGGACCGGGCGGCAGCAGCGGGAGGAUGGCGGCGUUGACCAAAGCUCAGUCGGAGCCGAACCUGCUGGCGCUGGAAGAGGAGCUGACGUGCUCCAUCUGCCUCUGCAUCUUCAGCGUCCCCGUGACGGUGCCCUGCGGGCACAACUUCUGCGCCUCCUGCCUGGAGCUCACCUGGUCCGACCAGGUGCAGGACUUCAGCUGCCCGCAGUGCCGCACCACCUUCCCGGGCCGCCCGCAGCUCCGCAAGAACACGGUGCUGUGCCGGGUGGUAGAGCAGCUGCAGGGCGCCGGGGACAAGAAGGACGACGAUGAGUGUGAGGAGGAAGAGCGGGAGGUGGCAGCUCCCAUCUACUGCGACAGCUGUCUGCAGGCAGCCGCCACGCAGACCUGUCUCACCUGCAUGGCCUCCUUCUGCCCCGAGCACCUGCGGCCACACCACGACAGCCCGGCCUUCCGCGACCAUCAGCUGUGCCCACCCGUGCGGGACCUGCAGCAGAGGAAGUGCCCGCAGCACAACAAGCUCUUUGAGUUCUUCUGCAGCCAGCACAGCUACUGCAUCUGCUCGCUCUGCCUGCUGAGCCACAAGCUGUGCCACACCAGCCCGCUGCAGCAGGCCAAAGACAAAGCCGAGUCAGCACUGAAGAAGAAGCUGGCAGAGCUGCACAGCCAGAGUGAAAGAUCUGUGCAAGCAAUGAACUCUGUGAAAACAAUCCAAAGUCAAGCUGCUGAGGCAGCUGCCAGAAAGCGAGAUUUGCUGAGAGCUGAAUUUUUGGAAAUUAAAGCUUUAAUAGAAGAAAAAGAAAACCAGACCGUGAAAGUAGUUAUGGAAGAAGAAAAAAGAGUUUGCAAUAAGUUUGAUUACAUAUAUAAAAUUCUGGGAAGCAAGAAGAAUGAAAUUCAGUCUCUGAGAGACCAGAUUGAGAUGGCACUGACCGAAGGUGAUGAUAUUCUCUUUUUAAAGAGAGCAGCAGCACUGCAACGAACAUCAGUAAAAGAGGCUUUUGUCCCAGUGAUUGAAAUGGACCACAACAUGAUACAUGCUGCUUAUCAGUCUGCCAUUAACCUUAAAGACGCUGUCAAACUGGCAGUGAAUGUGCCUGUGGAUAAAAGAACGGAUGCAAAACCACCUCCUGGGAAAAUGAAGCCACCUUCAAUGCCUUCUCCAAACAAACCUGUUUUUAAAAAAAAGCUUGCUGCAGACUCACGUACCCACAAAGAGAAAACCUCUCAACAAAUGAAAAUCACUCUGCUGGAGGAGACAGAUACCCCACCAAGCGUGGGAGCACCAAAUGCUGCAACUGCUGCUAAAGUGAAAGAACUUAUCAGCAGCUUCCUGAAAAAAACCAGAGUGGAGCUUUUGCAGUAUGCUGCUAAUGUCACACUGGAUUUCAACACAGCCCACAACAGAGUGGCUCUGUCUGAGCGAUACACCAAGAUGUCCGUUUCAGACAUCCUACUGAAUUACAACCACCACCCUCAGCGUUUCACCGACUGUCCCCAGGUGCUGGGGUUCCAGUGCUUCAAGAGAGGCAUCCACUACUGGGAAGUGGAACUGCAGCAGAACAACUUCUGUGGCAUUGGCAUCUGCUAUGGCAGCAUGGAGCGGCAGGGCCCGGACAGCCGCCUGGGUAGGAACAGCAGAUCUUGGUGUAUCGAGUGGUUUAAUUCCAAAAUUUCAGCCUGGCAUAAUGAUGUUGAAAAGUGCUUACCCAGUACAAGGGCUACUAAGAUCGGUGUGCUGCUCCACUGUGAUGGAGGGUUCGUGCUCUUCUUGACUGUUGGGGAAAACCUUAACUUGAUCUAUAAAUUCAAAGCCCAGUUUACUGAAGCUGUGCACCCUGCCUUUUGGUUAUUUUCCAGUGGCACUGUCCUCUCUCUCUGCCAAAUGAAACCAUAAGGCCUGGUACCUUCAUGUAGUUUGCCUGGAUACUGACAUACAGAUAAUCAUUCCCUGCAGCAUCUCAUCUUUGCAGCUAUAAAACAUAUGUUGAAUUCAUAAAUAUUUACUUAUUUGUCUUAGUCUAAGCAGUGUCAAAGAUUCUGGGUUGGUUGCUUUUUCUUGUUUUUGUGGGUUUUGGUGUUUUUCUGUUUUUUCUUUGCAUGAAAAUUAAUGACUCUUAGGUAGUUUAGGAUGUUGGAUGAUUCUAUGGCCUGCAUUGCUAUAGCCUUUAGGUAGCGAUCGAGUAAAACGAUGACGCUAAAAAGCAGAGAGAAAGGAUUUGCAAAGACUACAAUACAACCCACUAACAAAUGAGUUGUUCAGUAGCUGCUGUAGAUUCUGCAGUUGUUGUAAAGGAUCUUCAGUUUUCAGGCCUGUGUUUCACAGGUAGCAAUAUGACUGUUUGAGAAGGAAAUAGGAGAGAUUCCCUGAAAAGUGUUUCAGGCUUUGAGGUUGGUCUCUGUUUUGCAUUAACUUUUUCUCUAUAUUCAGACUGUUGUCUGCGGCCAGGAUUUACAGUGCGUGUUCUCAGUGUGUGACUGCCACUGAGCUGCAAUGGAAGGAACUGUUGAAAGAGGUAAAUUCAGGUCUUGUAACACUCGGUUGUAAAAAUUGUUACGAUAGAUCUCAUUAGAAGCUGAUGGAUAAGACAUGGUAUCAGAAUCACCAGGAAAUAAAUGACAGUGACUAUAUCACAGAAUAUUUCAGGAAGAUAUCCUGUCUAGCAGUGUGGAUAUGUAACAAUAGUCUAUGGGUUGAAGCAUUCUGUGUCGUGUUCUGACCCACAAUAUGCUUCACAUCCUCACAGUGAAGGCUCUUUGGAGUUUCUGUUGUGUGUUGAGGAGUUUAGGGAGUGUAUGUUUGGUUUGUAGAGGAGCAUAAACAUGCUGUUCACUCAAAGCAGAGUCUCCUGUCAUAAAACCUUUCCCCUUUGGAAGGCAGGAUGUUCUCUGUUGGCAUAUUUUCAUUUGCUUAGUGGGUAGAGACUGGAUUUCCUGUGGGGUAAAUAUGUUACUGUGACUCUGAUUUGAGGAGCACAGUGCAUAAAGAAUGAUGUUUCCUCUUUGUGAGAAGCAUCCUUUGAAGCCUACAAGAAAUCAGCGCAAAAGGGAAUACAUUUCCAUCUCCUCUGAAAUGGAUCUUUAAUUCUCCUGGUCUUCUUUGGGUUGUGGUAUGUUCCCAGAAGUCCUCAUCAUGUGCAGAAGGAUCUGUACCUCAGCUUUUCUUAAUCACGGCUUUAAAACAAUCAGUAGGCAAUCGAGGUAUUUGGAUCUCUGAGGUAUUGAGCCUGUUCCUUGGUGAUGACUCUGGACUGACUAUGCUAGCUCUAUGUCUUGGAGUUCCCCAUGGAGAACAAGGAAGCUCAUGUAAUGGAAUUCUUGGACUCCAGUGGGAUUUAGUAUGUGCUGAGGAAAAAAACCACAAAGCUACUUCUGACAGUUUGAAAGGGAACUGUUAGAAUGCUCAAAAGAACCUCUGACUACAUUUCAUAUUAGUCAAAGAGUUUUAGAGGGCAACUUGUAGGAACUUAAACUUUGUGGUCUUUGGUUACUUGGUUUGAAAGCUCAUAGUACUUUGCAAAGGAUAGCAUCAUUCUGAUACUUCCAUUCCUUGGUCCAGAAUGGUAUAUGGAAUUGAUGCUGGAUCUAAAAGUGCGACUGCUUUUUUUGUAAUGGUUGUUCUAUUUCAAGAGUCCCACCCUUCCAAUGCACUGAAACACUUCAAAAGGCGAGGAAGGAGGAUGGGUCCUGUUAGGAACCAAGAGUGCAGUCAGAACUUCUUUUUCCUGCAUUUCCAGCUCUCCAGCUGUGGGGACAUGAGCAGUUUCAUCUGAGAAAUCCUUUCCAGUGAGCUGCUCAGCCAUGGCAUGGGGCUGCAGAUUCACCCAGUGGGAUGCUGGAGGAGUACCCUGUCCCCUUUUUAUGGGGAAAAAAGGUACUUCAGGGGCAUGUGCAGUGGAGAGAGUCCAGCUCUUCUGUUAUCUUUUUGCUCUUUGGGUUUCAAAAGGGUGUCAACAUUAACCUCUAAGUCUUUGGAUUUCCUUUAGCCAUAGCAUGGAGUGACACUCAAGCUAAGGAUAGAAGAGCUCUUAUUCUGCCACGGUGGACAACGGUAGAUUCUUUAAAUGUGACAUCAGCAUGUAUCAUGUAAGACAUGUUCUGGUUUACCAUGAGCACUGAAACAAGCCUUCCACUGUACUAUAGGGGGUUCUUGUUUUUGGUUUGCUUUUGUGCCAGAAAUGAACUAGAAUAGUAGAAUGAAGGUCUGUUAGUUUGGAACAAAGAGAGAAACGUACAGCUGCCACACUUCUGAAAGGUGUUAUUUCAGAUAUCUCUGGAUUUAUCAGAACAUUGGGGCUGAUAUAACAGAGUCAAAUAUUAGUUCAUAGAAUGGCCUGGAUUGAAAAGGACCACAAUGAUCAUCGAGUUUCAACCUGUCUGCUAUGUCUAGGAUUGACUUAGUUACAGCAUGAUUAACUAAUGGCUUAGGAAAACUAGAGUGCUUUUACUCAGCCAGUAAUACUAUCAAAGCUACAAUGGUUUUAAAUAAAACAUAAACACAGAUUCCAGUUACACUUUUCUAAAGAACCUGACUUCAUCAGUCUAGAAAGAAAAUGAAUCCUGGUGUUAAUAAAGCCGUGAAUGUUACAUGAUUUGCACACUGAUGUACAAAUGAGAGUAACUGGUGAGAUCCUUACCCACUGCAUGCCUUCAUCUGUAUUAAUUUUUCCUCAAUGAAAACUAGUAGUAAAGUAGUAAAGUACUACAAUUAGUAAAUGCUUGUGCAUGUCUAGAUGUGCCAGUCGUGCUGCUAUCAGCCCUGAGCUUCAGCACAAACGGGAGCUGCUCAGUGCUGCAGCAGUUUCAGCUCGGUAUGCUUCUCAGGGCAGCAACACUGAUUUUAUGGCUUUUUAUUAAUUAUUGUAAUUAUUAAUGUUUUAUUGUCACACCUGUCAUCUCUUAGAUAUCGUUGAUCAUUUCAGUUAUCUCAGUGAACUGAUUUUUUUAAUUCAAGAAAUAUUAAUUGCAAACCCGAGCUCUAAAGGUUUUCUUCCGUGCUCAGACUUGAAGCGAGCAGCACGGAAAGCAGAAAUAAAGUUGCUGUCCUGUUCAAA